Messenger RNA from Mesitornis unicolor (brown roatelo), 1456 nucleotides. It is a transcript of the gene CREB3, whose product is annotated as cAMP responsive element binding protein 3. The record is from RefSeq and is a predicted model, not a curated record. Lineage: Eukaryota; Metazoa; Chordata; Aves; Mesitornithiformes; Mesitornithidae. The annotation marks the transcript as partial. Gene Ontology annotation, molecular function: RNA polymerase II cis-regulatory region sequence-specific DNA binding; DNA-binding transcription factor activity, RNA polymerase II-specific. The transcript has 9 exons. Gene Ontology annotation, cellular component: nucleus. Gene Ontology annotation, biological process: regulation of transcription by RNA polymerase II.
GGCCCUGGUAGCUGUGGCCAUUGCAUGGGGAUACUGUCAGUACGGGCUGAGGGAUAUCCCUGAGGACCGCUGGCUGUCUUCCACCAAGGUCUGUGCUCACGUUAAGUAUCCUGCUCAGAUGUCGUGCUCAGAGAACCUGGAUACCCUGGUAGGUGAGGACCUGCUUGACUUCCUCUUGAAGGAUGAUGCUCCCUGCCCUGAAAUCCCAGUGCAGGAGAACAGUCUGCUGGAAGACUGGGACCUGCCUGAGCCUGAGUUCUUGGACAAGGAGAUGGAUGACUUAAUCAGCUCCCUGUUGAGCCCCUUUGAAGAAGAAGCAGGCACUCUGCAAGGUUAUUCACCCACUGACAGUGACAGUAGCGUUUCUGAGGAUCGGAAUCUGUCGCAAAGCCCUGUCAGUGACUUUUCCAGCAGCCCUCAGAGCUCAGACAUUGUGCAGGUUGAUCACAACUACUCGCUCCAUCAGGAUUGGCCUGUGCUUGAAAGCGUGAGGUCUGAAAUGGCAGAAGAUGUUUCCAUUGACCUUGGGAUAUGGAUGGGUUUGGAAAGCACAAGCGAAGCGCUGGAACAGAGCUUCAGUUUCCCCAUUGCCGUUGCUGUGGAUGACGGACCCCAGCUUGUGCCUGUACAAGGAGACGCCGUACAGUCUGACUUCCCAGAGCUGGUUCUUACAGAGGAAGAGAGGCAGCUCCUGGAGAAAGAAGGUGUUUCAUUACCUGCCUGCCUGCCACUAACCAAAGCUGAAGAGCGGCUUCUGAAAAAAGUACGUCGGAAGAUCCGGAACAAGCAGUCAGCCCAGGAUAGUCGCCGCAGGAAGAAGAUGUAUGUGGAUGGCCUGGAAAACAGGGUGGCAGUCUGCACAGCUCAGAACCACGAGCUGCAGAAGAAGGUGCAACUGCUGCAGAAGCAGAACAUGUCGCUGCUUGAGCAGCUGAGGAAACUUCAGGCCUUGGUGAAACAGUCCACCACCAAAACCACCACUGCAAGCACCUGCAUCAUGGUCCUGGUCCUGUCUUUCUGCUUUGUUCUCUCACCCAGCCUGUACUCAUUUGGGAGCAGAGAUCCUCAGCCAGAGCUCAGAGUGCUGUCUCGGCAGAUUUGUGAAUUCCCAAGCCGGGUUAAGCGGGCAACACCUGAUGUGCAGGAGGAAGCUGUGCUGGAGGGGCUCAGCCCAGAGCCUGAGGACCCCUCACUGUUGGACAGCCUCAGUCAAUCAUGGCAAGAGGGAGAGAGUCCACUGAACCCCGAUCCUAAAUCUGCUUUCAACAGCAACUCAUCUGCUGACUCUCCAGCAGCAGCAGGCUCUGAGCUGGGCCCUCCCCAGCCUGAGGAGCAGCGUUCCCAGAAUGACCCCUUGCACACAGCACUGCCAGCAGCGUGGGAAGCCAAAAAGCAGGAGUGGGUGGAACGCACUGCCAGCGUUGUCAUCCAGCAGCACCGUGCCGAUGAGAUGUGA